CUGUCGUUGACUCCUUGCCCUGGCCUGCUCGGCAGUGCCGAAGCCUACUUCUGAGCUUCCAACUGUUUUCGUCGUGCCGUGCUUUUCCAGUUGUUUUCUGCACACGAUAAGAAAUUUGUAGCGAUAUGCCUGUACCCUUGACUGACCUGCUGCGGGUUCUGCCUGACGAGCACCGCGCAUUCAUCCUCGGGGACACCUUUGCCGCUGGCACGGCUGACUGCCGCCUGGUGUCGCGCGAGAUGCGAGAGCUAUUUGAUGGCACCGUCAAGAACGUGGAAAUCCACUUCACACAGGCAGCCAUCGACCGUUGGCGACCAAGCACGCGCUCGCCCCUUGCGAUGUUCCCCUCCUGCACGGGCCUGACCAUCGCGCUGGGAGAAGAGGCCAAGUGCAGCAGCCGCGUGGGCCUCAUUUUGGUUGGCGCCGCGGCGCAGGCGAGGCAGCGCGUCACGCGGCUUAUCAGCGCCGUGCGGUCCAUGAACAUCGACGCGCUCCGUGUGACGGAGGCACUGGUCGCGCAGCUUCCGUGCCUGGAGGUGGUCGAGUUCCACGGGUCUUUCGACGUGGCAACCGACUGCGACAACGGCAAAUGGCGGGAGGCGCGGUCGGCGGCCAUCUUCAGCACCCUAGGCGCCUGCCUCCCCCGCCUUCGGCGCCUGCAGCUGCCGACCUCCGCAGGCCUGGCCGGCGUGGGCGCGCUGGCAGCCUGCCCGCAGCUGCGCGAGCUUGACUUCUGUCAUGCAAGCGGCGGCCCCAUGUCGAGGACUGACCUGUUCAGCGAGCUUGCCCAGCUGCAUUCGCUCGAGGUGCUCUGGGUUUCUGGUGACGCCCGGGAAAUGUACCGCUGCCUGACACCCUUGCUGAGCCGCCACCGGCCGCCCAGCCUGCGCACCCUGCGGCUUGAAGGAGGGGCCGCACUCGUGGUGGAUUUCGAGCCGGCUCCAGCGGGGCAAGCAGCCGGGGCUGCGGCGGCGGCGCCGGGCCAGCGCUGGGGCAUUCGCAGCGUGCGCCUCACGAAGCGUAGGGCGGAUGGGUAUGCGGAUGCAUCCUUGCAGCCCGCGCUGGGCCACGUGAUACGCGCGGUGACGGCGGCCGCAGACGAGCUGCAGCAACGGAUCCCGGAACUGGUGGUGGAGCACCUGGACUUGAAGCCGUUUGCUCACAGUGAUGACGUGGCGGUGCUGGCGGAGGCGCUAGCACGCCUUGCCAGGCGCUGCGAGCGGGUGGAGCUCUGGGAAAUGGUGUGGUUUCCCCGACUCCUGGGUCCUGCGGACAUAGUGGCGCUGGUGCGGGUGCUGGGGCUGCCGCGCAGGCUGCAGCUGUGCCAGGGGCCGGUCGCGCGAAGUCGGCUGCUGCGGCCGGGUCUGCGCGCUGCUGUACGGCCGCCAGCAGCAGCAGACCGUCACUCGCAGCAGCAGCAGCAGCCUGGAGGGCCGGAGCGCCCAGGCGGGGCGGUGGCGGCUGAUCAGCCAGGAGAGCAGGGGCAGCAGCAGGGGCAGGGGCAGGGGCAGGGGCAGGAGCAGGAGCAGGAGCAGGAGCAGGGGCAGGGGCAGGGGCAGGGGCAGGGGCAGGGGCAGGGGCAGGGGCAGGGGCAGGGGCAGGGGCAGGGGCAGGGGCAGGGGCAGGCGCAGGCGCAGGCGCAGGGGCAGGGGCAGGGGCAGGGGCAGAGGUCGGACCUGGCUUUGCGCAUGUAUGCGGAGCUGCACCUGGAGACCGCCCGGCCUUGGGAGGUGCUGAGCGAGGCGAUGAAGCGCCUGUGGGCGGCGGCAACGCGGCGGAAGGCGGGAGGAGGCAGCGGCGGCGGCGCCGGCAGCGGCAGCGGCAGCGGUGGCGGCGGCGGCGGUGGCGGCGGCGGCGGCGGCGGCGGCGGCGGCGGCGGCGGCAACAGUGGCUUCCACGGCACUGCUGCUGCUGGCGCUUCUGACCCAGAUGACGACUCAGAUGCGCUGCCGCACCUUGUGAUGGUACGUUGCGUACCGCUGCCGCCACCGGCGCAGGUGCCGGGCGGCUUCGGCCCGGCAUGGGUGGACGCGGCCCUGAGGCUGUGCCUGCGGCGCAAUCCACACCUAUACGCCGGGAGGCCGCGCCAGCAGCAGCAUGAUGAGGCAGCGGCAGGGGCAGCAGCGGGCGCCGCCGCCGCGCCGGGGCGCACGGGAGCGGCGCGCCACCGCCACCGGCGCCUGCUCAAGGACGGGGCGUGGUGCCUCCUUGCGCCGCAGGUGGUCGCUAUGGUGCUGGAGUGCUCGUCCCGGGCGGCGGCGGUUGAGCUGGCAGCGAUGGUGAACGGCAGCACGGAGGAGGAGGAGGCGGCAGCGGCGCCGGCCGGGCCGCAGGCACUGGCGGUGGCUGCAGAAGCUGCGGCCGGCGGGGGCGGUGCCGGCGGCGGCAGCAACGGCAUGUCUGUGUAUGCGGCUGUGAUUCCUCGCCGGGUUGCCCAGGUCUGGCGCCAAGGCGUCGCCACUGUCCUCCACAAGCUUGUGAUGCAGGUCCUGUUGGAGUUGUGGGACAAGUCAGCGCUGCAGCCCACUCUUGCCGGCCCGAGCGGCGGCAGCGGAGCUGCUGCUGGUGGCGGUGGUGCCAGUGGGGCCAGUGGGGCCGGCGGCGGAGGCGGCAGCACAGGGGCCGAGGGCCGCUGCGACGCGGCCGGGGCCCACCUGGGGGAGGAGUCGUUGAGGCGGCUGGAGGGGUUGCUGAGGCUGGAUGCCGAUGUGGCCGUGAUGUGCAAAUGGAUUGUGUACUCUAAGGAGUAGUGAGGGAGUGGGAGAAACAUGGCUUGCGCGUGGUGUGUGUGAAUCACGGUCGGGGUCUUAAGGCCGGGAUGCCAGCGGCGCAGUGACUGCUGGGGCGUGCGGUUGCUGGGGCGUGCGGUUGCUGGGGCAUGCGGUUGCUGGGGUGUGUGCGGUUGUUGGGGCAUGCAGUGGAGCCGAGCCAUGCAGAUACAUAGAGGCGGUGUAGCAGGGGCCACGUGUGACAGGACUUGGCGCUUUGUCCAUGGCUGUACAUGAGACCUGCGUAUAUAUCUUAUGCGGCGCGGGUUGUUCAUGGAGUUCAACCGUUUGGGUUGGAUUGGGGACCCGCCCACAGACCUCACGCACAGACCUGCAUGGCCAGCAUUGGCAAUGGCGGCUGGCAGCGACAGGCCGGGCAGGCGCGCCGGGUUAGUUGUAUGUACCGCCGAUCUCAAUCUAAACCCCCAU
This is a messenger RNA of Chlamydomonas reinhardtii, 3197 nucleotides long. RefSeq lists its product as uncharacterized. The record is from RefSeq and is a predicted model, not a curated record. The transcript has 2 exons. The coding region runs from base 126 to 2750 and encodes 874 amino acids. NCBI's taxonomy places the organism in Eukaryota, Viridiplantae, Chlorophyta, Chlorophyceae, Chlamydomonadales, Chlamydomonadaceae.